AUGGGCGCUGCUACAACCGCAAGACAAACCUCGUGGAUGGUGGCAACGGCAAUUGCCGCAGUGGAAGCACGCUGGAAUUAUCCUGUCCGUUUUUUCAACAAAGAUGUAAAGCCUCGUCUCCGUGCCAUCGCUGUAACGUCUAGUACACCUUCCACCGCGCCAUCUUCUUCACCGGCUGAUUUCGUCAGAGACAAUCCUAAGGCUAAAUCUGAGGCUUCCAUGGAGAGAGUUAUGGGUCUUAGCUGCUUUGGUCCCACCACCGUUCGAUUCUAA
Eruca vesicaria subsp. sativa (arugula) is the source of this 273-nucleotide messenger RNA. The record is from the annotation of a GenBank genome assembly. Lineage: Eukaryota; Viridiplantae; Streptophyta; Magnoliopsida; Brassicales; Brassicaceae.